Arvicola amphibius (Eurasian water vole) is the source of this 2684-nucleotide messenger RNA. It is a transcript of the gene Top1mt, whose product is annotated as DNA topoisomerase I mitochondrial. Gene Ontology annotation, molecular function: DNA binding; DNA topoisomerase type I (single strand cut, ATP-independent) activity. Bases 449 to 2326 code for a protein of 625 amino acids. The record is from RefSeq and is a predicted model, not a curated record. Gene Ontology annotation, cellular component: chromosome; mitochondrial nucleoid. The transcript has 15 exons. Gene Ontology annotation, biological process: DNA replication; DNA topological change. Lineage: Eukaryota; Metazoa; Chordata; Mammalia; Rodentia; Cricetidae.
CAGGGUGCAGCAUUUGAUAGUGGCUUGCCGGAUCCUGCCGGGUCACCACAGGCACGUUGGGAAAUUCGGUCACGCAUGUGGUUGGGCUGGGCCUCCGAGCUGCCGCGUUUGGUUGGAGGAGGUUCCCUUGGAGUGUGGUUCCCAAGUUCUCUGGUUGGACUCGGACCCACUUCAGGAUUCUUAUGCACUUUGUCACGUGGCCUUAGCUUCCAGUCCUUACUCUGGGUCACCAGCCUGCCCUGCUGGAUUUCCUGAGGACUGAGGAAGAGGCCCUGCACUUGCGUCCCGGGGUUGGGAUGGCUGUCCAGGCUGGGAGUCUCUGCGAUUAGGGCUUUUCAACCUCCUGCCCUGAGGUUCCCGGAAGCACCAAGGCAGAGAGCACUCUGUUGAGGGAUUGUUGCUAACUUCGUGCUUAGGGAGGAGGUGUCCUGGUGUGAUUGCAGGUGUCAUGGCUGUGCUGAGGGGUUCUCUGUGGGACCCUAUGAAGAGGUUCCACAGGGGCCAAGCUGGGGAUCCCUUGAGCCUCAGAAAGGGGCAUCACCCCUAUUUCUACUCAGCUGGGCGCCUUGAGUGUACCUGGCGGGUACACUGGAGUGUGGCGGCCAGUCAGCUUUUGCGCUACAUCGUUAGGCAUGGUCUUCCUCCUAGGUGGGAAGAAAAGGGCACAAACGAUGUGAAGUGGAGGCAGCUGGAACACAAGGGCCCCUACUUCACCCCUGCCUAUGAGCCGCUUCCUGAUGGCGUACGUUUCCUCUAUGAUGGAAAGCCGGUGAAGCUGAGCUUGGCAGCGGAGGAGGUUGCCACCUUGUACGGGAAAAUUCUGCAUCUCGAGUGUACGACCAAGGAAGUCUUCCAGAGGAACUUCUUCAGCGACUGGCGGAAGGAGAUGACAGCUGAGGAGAGGAAGCUUAUCACACACCUUGACAAAUGUGACUUCACGGAGAUCCACAGGCACUUCGUGGAAAGAACUGAGGCCCGCAGGACCCUGCCCAGGGAGCAGAAGCAGAAACUAAAAGAAGAGGCCGCAAAGCUGCAGCAGGAGUUUGGCUACUGCAUUUUAGAUGGCCACAGAGAAAAAAUAGGCAAUUUCAAGACAGAGCCCCCUGGCUUGUUCCGUGGCCGAGGUGACCAUCCCAAGAUGGGGAUGCUGAAGAGGAGAGUCAUGCCGGAGGACGUGGUCAUCAAUUGCAGCAGGGAUUCCAGGAUCCCCGAGCCCCCAGCUGGCCACCAGUGGAAAGAAGUGCGCUCAGACAACACAGUCACGUGGCUGGCUGCGUGGACAGAGAACAUCCAGAACUCCUCCAAGUACAUCAUACUGAACCCCAGUUCCAAGCUGAAGGGGGAGAUGGAUUGGCAGAAGUAUGAGGUAGCACGACGCUUGAAGGGGGUUGUCAACAAGAUCCGUGCUCAGUAUCAGGCUGACUGGAGGUCCCCAGAAAUGAAGAAAAGGCAGCUGGCUGUGGCUCUUUAUUUUAUCGAUAAGCUGGCACUGCGAACAGGAAAUGAGAAGGAAGAGGGGGAGACAGCUGACACUGUGGGCUGCUGCUCGCUCCGUGUGGAGCAUGUCCGGCUGCACAAAAAGGCGGAUGGCCAAGAGCAUGUUGUGGAGCUGGACUUCCUGGGGAAGGAUUCCAUCCGCUAUAAUAACCGCUUGCCGGUGGAAAAGCUUGUGUUCCAGAAUCUUCAGGACUUCAUGAAGGACAAAGACCCGAGGGACGACCUGUUUGAUGCGCUGACUACUGCCAGCCUGAACAAACAUUUGCAGGACUUGAUGGAAGGGCUGACAGCCAAGGUGUUCCGGACCUACAAUGCCUCCAUCACUCUGCAGGAGCAGCUGUGGGUGCUGACCAGGGCUGAAGACAGCCUAACCUCCAAAGUCUUAGCUUACAACCGGGCGAACCGGGCUGUGGCUGUGCUCUGUAACCACCAGAGAGCAAUCCCCAAGACCUUCGAGAAGUCGAUGCAGAAGCUCCAGCAAAAGAUUGAGGCCAAGCAGGCCCAGGUGACUGAGGCCCAGGUGGAGCUGGAGAAGGCCAAGGCUGACCUUAGAAUGCAAGGGGAGAACAAGCCCAAAAGUUUGCUGCAGAAGCAGCGGCGGCUGCUGAAGCUGGAAGAACAGCUGGCCCGACUGCGUAUGCAGGCCACAGACAAGGAGGAGAACAAGCAGGUGGCGCUGGGUACCGCUAAGCUCAACUAUCUGGACCCCAGGAUCAGCAUUGCCUGGUGUAAGAGGUUUGGAGUGCCCAUAGAGAAGAUCUACAGCAAGACCCAGAGAGAGCGGUUUGCCUGGGCCUUCGAGAGGGCAGACGAAGACUUUGAAUUCUAAGCCGCCCCUUGCCCCUGACACUUUCUCACCGUGAGGCAAUGCUGUCGUUUUCUGUAAUAAAAUGUUGGGGGGACAAUGUCUGUUGUGGCCGAGAACAAAGGCCCCAACAGCCUGUCCUUGGAAGCAGGCACCCUCAGCAUGUCCUGACUCCCCCCACCAGGUGCUUGCAGCCCCACAGGCUGAGGCUUCUGCUUGAGGAGGGAGCAGAAGAGAGAGGCGGUGCCUGAAGGCUGGGGCCCCUGGGACUGAUGACUGUAACCAUAGCAAUCCCCAAGGUUACAGCUGUGCCUUAUCAGCUCCUACCUCAGCCACGCUUGAGAUGGAGUCUAGGACUUAAACAUGGCAAACACACAUUUUA